Molecule: messenger RNA, 1188 nt
Organism: Pyricularia pennisetigena
Lineage: Eukaryota; Fungi; Ascomycota; Sordariomycetes; Magnaporthales; Pyriculariaceae
Exons: 3
Coding region: 1-1188 (395 amino acids)
Biological process (GO): protein phosphorylation; mitotic spindle organization; regulation of cytokinesis
Cellular component (GO): chromosome passenger complex; spindle microtubule; spindle pole centrosome
Molecular function (GO): ATP binding; protein kinase activity
Source: RefSeq, a predicted model, not a curated record
AUGGCAACAAAAGCUAUUCAGCUCGAAGAGUGCUUCGAGCACCUGAACGUUAACGAUGAGAACGACCCUGGUGAAAGAUUGGUGCAAAAGUCCAAGAUCUCCAUGACCACAGCACCAAUAUCUCACGGCAGUUCGAGACCGAAUCUGUUCAAGGUCGCCUUACAAUCGCAAAGCGCAAACACAGUCACAUCGGUGACACUCCCGUCCCAGGCAGCCCAAAGAAAAAUGGCUCCGCCGCCCAAGAGCAGAGAACCUCCUUCACCUAGCAAACACAAAAAGGAUUCAGUCUCGUCCAGCGUGGAUGAGCUUGCACAUGAUGAAGCUGAAGCCCCGGCUCCUAGAGUACCCAAGGAAUUCCACCUGGGCAUGUUCGAAAUUGGACGACCUCUAGGCAAGGGCAAGUUCGGCCGUGUCUACCUCGCUCGCGAGCGUACCACCGGCUUCAUCUGCGCAUUAAAGGUCCUGUACAAGAAGGAACUUGAGGCUGGCAGCGUCGAAAAACAGGUCCGGCGAGAAAUUGAGAUCCAAACAAAUCUCUGCCAUCCCAACAUCCUGAAAAUGUACGGUCAUUUCCAUGACAAUAAGCGUAUAUUCCUCAUCCUCGAGUUCGCAGGCAAAGGUGAACUGUAUAAACACUUGCGCAAAGAAAACCGCUUCCCUGAGUGGAAGGCUGCCCAAUAUAUCGCGCAGAUGGCCAGCGCUCUUAAAUAUCUCCACCGGAAGCACGUCAUCCACCGGGAUAUUAAGCCGGAGAACAUCUUAGUCGGCCUUCACGGGGAGCUGAAGAUUUCGGAUUUUGGUUGGAGCGUACACGCUCCCAACAAUCGUCGCAAGACGCUUUGCGGCACUCUCGACUAUCUCCCACCAGAGAUGGUGACCAAAUCUGGCAACACUUAUGACGAAAAGGUUGACCUAUGGAGCUUGGGUGUGCUGACUUACGAGUUUGUCGUUGGCGAGGCGCCUUUUGAGGACACACCGGUCAUGACUCAGAGGCGAAUUGCCCGGGCCGAUAUGACAAUCCCGUCUUUCGUUAGCCCAGAGUGCCGUGACUUGAUCAAGAAGCUCUUGGUUAUUGACCCUGUCAAAAGGCUCUCUCUUGACGCUGUUCAAAAGCACCCCUGGAUCAUCAAGCACUGUGUCAAGGGCGAGCGUGCCACCAACCGCGAGAAAGGCCGCGGUAGCGACUAA